Spirometra erinaceieuropaei is the source of this 11075-nucleotide messenger RNA. Lineage: Eukaryota; Metazoa; Platyhelminthes; Cestoda; Diphyllobothriidea; Diphyllobothriidae. The record is from the annotation of a GenBank genome assembly.
AUGGUUGUGGACAAACGAGACGAGGCCGCACCGACGCUGACUUUUGACCAGCACCGCGAGGAGAGCGCUGUCGAAUGCCACGGUAUCAGCAAGCCAAAACGCUGAGUAAUUACCACGCCAGUAGUUAACACCAGUGACGAAAUUACGGCAAUUAACGACUCGGGCAUGGACGGGCGAGCAAUCAUCGCACCAAUUACGACCACCGGCGAUGAAUGCGAGCGAUGCCAAUUGUGAUAUGUAUGUCUCGGCAUGACAACUUCAUCUUGUAAAUACUGCGUCCCUUUUGUGUCCAUCAGCCCUCACCUGCGACUGUCUCGGAUGAUGAAUUCGAAUCAGAAUCCAUCAAUCACCUCUCAUUCUCCCAUAAGGGGUCUCAUAUCUCAUGAAAAAUUAGUAUAGACAAGGUGAAAGUGUAAUUCUGCAUAAGAGUGGGUCCACCCAAUGUUGAUGAACGCAUUGAUCUGUUCUUUUAGCAUUUAUGUAACUUACAUUGAGGGGGAGGACGUUCGAAACUAAGACCAGUUAGAAAUAUUUCGACAGUUAUUUGAUUUUCGCUGAUUUAUCACGGGUACUGUGUGGAUUCUGACGUAAUCACUGUCUUCUCCAUUGAGGUCAGACAUGCACACAUUUCGCCAACGCUAAAAUUUAAUGCUUUCUGCCUUGUCAAUUAAGAAGCAGUUUUCUUGUAGAUUUCGGUACACCCUUCAUAAACGUUCCACGGAAUCCUCAUUAUUUCGUUUAAGACGAAGAAUGAAGAUAAUAUCAACCGAAAAAUCGAAGACGCGGGGAGGGGAAUGUGGACUGUCACUAAUACUAAACUUUUUGGAAGUAAUAAUUGAGAUGAUUUGCUUAGACAGCCGAGAGGUAGUUUCUUCGUAAGUUUAGGUUCAGUUUUCACCGUCGUUCCACAUCAUCAUCAUCAUCAUCAUCAUCAUCAUCAUCAUCGUCGUCGUCGUCGUCGUCGUCCCCAUCAUCAACUCUAUCAUUUCAUUUAGGACAAAUGAUGAUGAUUAGACGAACGGAAAACAAAAGACGGCGGGAGAAGAAGAAAUCAUUGUAACAGCAUGACAAGUUGAAGUAGUAGUAGUAGUAGUAGUAGUAGUGGUGGUAGUAGUAGUAGUAGUAGUGGUAGUAGUAGUAGUGGUAGUAGUAGUAGUGGUAGUAGUAGUAGUAGUAGUAGUAGUAGUAGUAGUAGUAGUAGUAGUGGUAGUAGUAGUACUAGUAGUAGUAGUGGUAGUAGUAGUAGUGGUAGUAGUAGUACUAGUAGUAGUAGUGGUAGUAGUAGUAGUAGAAGAAGAAGAAGAGGAGGAGGAGGAGGAGGAGGAGGAGGAGGAGGAGAGAAGGGAGGAGAGUCAGGAGGGUGCCGAGGAUGAUGGGGAGGGGUACAGCUCUAUGUAAAGUGACCAUGCACUGCAGAGAACGCUCUAUUGCGACGACGAUGAUCACUGUUUAAACUAAACUGGUCGCCCGGUCGGGUCUGGUCACAUUUGGGAAUCAAACGUGAUGACAUUCGAGUCACGUGUAUUGGUCCCCAAGGUACAUGAACCCUGGGCUGUCAGCAAUUUGGGUUAUGCACUCACAAAUAUCAUUGUGUGGUUGCUGUUUCUUGCGUAGGAUCUACCUCUCCACGUGUUGUGGAAGUCUUCAAAACUAUCUUACCUGCCAAAGACGCACCAACCUCCAAGGAUUAUAGGUCAGUCCAACGCCUCUUUGCGGUCUAACGCUUUGUGCGCAGAUCUACGGGCUCUUUGUUCGUCACUGCAUUUCGUGACUACAGUGAGCGAUGGUGGUGAUCUACGUGGGGCUCAGAAGAUGGCCGAUCGUCCAUUGGCAUGCUACCCACGAGGUCGGUUUGCGUAAGUUGACGAAUCACACAUCCAGGAGCUCACCAGCGCGUGGACCGUCUGAACAGGGAGGAUGGUUAUUCCCGGCUAGCUCGUAAGUAAAACAGUAGUCUUGUGUACAUUGUAAAAAAUGGGCGGAAGGGAUCGGAUAUACGCCCCCUCCCCAAACUAUGGAGUGAGGCUGUCGAGAUUGGUCGAGAACAGGAAGCUUCACAAAGCACAAGUCAAGGAUGACGGAUUCAGUUGGAAAAGCUGUACCGGGGCUAGAGAGAGUACAAGAGACUCAGCAACUAGCUUAAUCUAGUCGGUUAACCAGGCAGGUGACAGCCAUUGAGAUUAUUAACCGCCCAGCACGUUCAUUUGGGUCUUGGCCGCCUUCAGCCAAUCAGCGCAUAGCUCAGCAUCGAUUGGCUCGGAGCUGUCGCAACGCUAGGGUCAAACCCUGAGCGCAGUUCGAACGGUCUAUCGACAGGGGACGCGAGGCCGACAGAAAGGCUACGAGAUUAAACGGCCGCGCCGGGGAUCACGAGGGUAGACUGUCACAAGGUCACUUGUAGUACGGCAAUGUUAGUAACUGGGAUUUUAAAGGUGAGGCUCUUCAAGGCAGGAAACAGGUGCGACCAAAACGCCAGUACUAGGAGGUCAAGUCUUAGUUAGUAGAAGAAGACGAAGGACCCUAGAAUGGGGAGGUUUACUGUGUUCAGAAGACCAGACAGCAGUCAAUAAGCCUCUUAUUCCAGUGGCCAUAUCUUCCUAUUCUGAACUACAGUGCGUGACCGAUUUCAUGAAAUGUAGGCCAAAAUUCUGGAAUGCGUUUCCGAUUAGAAAGGAUUACUUAAAUGGGGUUGCUUGAUUAUCAUGCAGCAUAACCCUAUAACAUUUCGGACUGGCCAGGAUGCCGGCUUUCGAAUGCACUUCUUUUUGACCUCCUACAGAAACGUGGCUCGGUAAAAAAAUGACUACUUAAGUAGCAUGCAUUUUUCCUAUGGAUUUUCGAUGGUCUUAUAAAUUCAAAUAUAUUUUACAGAAAACACGCGCAAAAUAUGAUUUAUUUUGCUCAUUUUGAAGGAAAUCACAUUGUCUUCAUAUUUUAUGCCCGAAAAAUUGUGAAUUUAGGUUUUAAAAAAAGUUUCCCAAUUCCCGAAUAAUGUUCAGCCUGAUGUGCCAUUGCAUCAGCGUUUAGCAAUUUCAGUCUACAAGGUGCAUGCUUUCCGCGUAAGGAAAAUCAUAUAUUCCUUUAUGUCUUCAAGAAGAGACCACAUAGAGUUCAUGAAAUUUUGCAAUGGAUCCGGACUGUCUUGUAUAUUUUAUGAGGAGCAUUAAUAAAAGGACAUGUGUGGUCUUACAUGCAUAGACAUCGCGCGGUCUUAAGAAGCUCAUAAUUAGAAGCUUUUUUAAAACCUAAAUUCACACUUUUCGGGCAUAAAUUAUGAAGACAAUGUGAUUUCCUUCCAAAUGAACAAAAUAAAGCAUAUUUUGCGCGUGUUUUCUGUAAAAUAUAUUUGAAUUUGUAAGACCAUCGAAAAUCCAUAGGAAAAACGCAUGCUACUUAAGUAGUCAUUUUUUACCGAGCGUGGUUUCUGUAGGAGGUCAAAAAGAAGUGCAUUCGAAAGCCGGCAUCCUGACCAGUCCGAAAUGUUAUAGGGUUAUGCUGCAUGAUAAUCAGUAUAGCAACCCCAUUUAAGUAAUCCUUCCUAAUCGGAAACGCAUUCCAGAAUUUUGGCCUACCUUUCAUGAAAUCGGUCACGCACAGUACUUCAUGGAACUCGCCACUUCGCGUCUAUCUCCACGGCAGUGGCCGUUAACGAGGCCCUGGCAUAUGUUGACAGUGUCAGGUCAUACCUGAUAGACAGGGCUAGCGCCUGUGGUAACUGCUAGUUUUAUCGGUUCGUAGAGGUAAUUUAAAAUGUCUUGUGUUCAAGUUGUGUGCUGUGCGAUACGGGGUAGGCACGACCCUGGAGUGCUUCACUCGGUCAGACUGGAGUAAGAUCAGUGCGUCUGGAACCGCUCGCAGGGAUGGGGACCAAGCCUGACACAGCAGAGCGUUCAACAAACAUCUGUUAGGAGGGGCUGGAGCAUGACGCACCAAACCGGAGGACAGUGACAAACGGCAAAUUGGAUCAGGAUGGUGGCAUGACUUUACAGAAAGUUGAAGCAGUUUAAAGCAGGUGCACACAGGAGAAUUUACUGAUAACAACAACGUCACAAAGGUAGUUUAUUGUUUCGGCUACGAGUACAUUAGUAAACUGUGAUGCUACGUCUAAUGAUAGCAUCCUCCGUCCGUCAACGUUAAUAUCCUUGAUCGCCCCGACUAACUCGAAGGAGCCCUUCGAACUUAUAGGGCACGGAUGACUUUGUAGCGGUUUAAGCUUUUCGACUUGUCAUUUUGCUAUGGUGUGAUAGGGCGAAUUCCUCAUAUCCAGGAUUGGGCAUGGGGGUAGCCCGUGUUUGGGAGGCCGUACAUUCUGGGUAUGGCCGUGCCUACUGGUCUUAGUCGCUCAGAUUCUUUGUCAGAAAAAUGACCUUCUUUGUGAAGAACUUUGAGAACCGCCGUCAGCUGACACGGUGCACACAAAACGUCCAGUUUCUUUGCAAUGGUCAGCUGUACAGGCAAAUAGACGCCGUAAGGAUGGGCUCACCGCUCGGCCCGUUCCUCGCAAAUGUCUUCAUGGGCAAAGUCGAGAUGACAAGUUUACAAGACACUAUUAAUGACCUCAACUUCUACGGUCGGUACAUGGACGAUAUUUUCUGCCUGACGGAUGUUACCACCGACACAGACGCCCUGGUUCAAAUAUUCGACAAUGCACACCCCUCGCUAACGUUCUCUGCAGAGUUUGAGGUAUACAACGAAAUCGCGUUCUUCGAUGUUCUUCUGCACAGACAAGAGGAUGGAUCUAUCUAGCGUAGGGUAUUCCGAAAGAAAACCUGGACGGGACAAUACAUUAAUUUUCACAGUUUUAUUCCCCUAAAUAUUAAACGCAAUUUGGUCCAGAGAUUGGCAGCUAGAGUGCGACGUAUCUGCUCUCCUGAGACUGUUGGGGGAGAACUCCAGCAGCUGCGGGAUGUACCCCACGAAAACAGAUACCCAGAAGGAUUUAUCCUCCGAAAUAUAGGGGAGCGCACGGCAAAGCCCACAUUAGCAACUGCAGGAAAGAAAGACUUAUUUAUAAGACCGCCUUUUCAGGGGGACGCAGCAAGUGACCUAGUAAGAAGACGUCUGAAGACAGCGAUCACUAGCGCUUUCCCGCAGCGAAUUUACGUGUAUGUUUCACGAAUCCUCCCCUCCUACGCUUGGGAGGUAAAGACCGACUCCCUUUGCAGGCCAUAUCGAUUUGUGUUUACUCAUUCACUGGCUCCUGUGGAGCGGGAUACAUUGACCGUACAAAGAGGUGCAUGGAAAAGAUAGUACGUGAACACAUAUCGGCCUGGCUAGGCAGAGGUGAAAAGAAAUCGAUCUCGAGUUCUGUUCUCGCACAUCUUGUCGAUACGAAUCAGCGAGUCGAUGCCAAAGAAGCCUUUCAGGUUGUCUACCGGACACCAGCAAGCUUCUUCAGAGGCCUACGCCAACGGGUGCUAGCUACAGCCGAGACAGUGGCUAUACGGCUAGCCAAUCCAGUGCUAUGUUGUCAGAAGAUGCUGACACAGGCGUUCUGUCUUCCGUGGCUAACGCCGACCCCAGAUGAUGAUUGCACGUCGCUCCAACCUCCUGAUGGUAGUGGUGUGUGUACAACGUAACCGACGUACAAACAUUACUCACAGCCUAUGUCCCCCCUCCCCCUCGCCCCCUUGACCCAAUGACCACGACACGCCGACCACGCCAUAGCACGCCUCGCCAUGCGAGUAGCGUGGGAACGAUGAGUGUUAAUAACCCCUGGAUCACUUAUAAACCCUGUAACUUCGCAUAAUUUUAACUUCAUUGUAACUGUUUUGGCCUGCUGACGAGUUACCGAAAACAGGUGUUUGCCACAUUGACUUUUCAAUCUGGUAUCGCUUUAAACGAAUUCACGCGCAAGUCACCGUGCCUGUUGCAGGUGACUGUGCAGCACACUGUAGACGUCGUCUGAAUCGACGGUCAAACUGUCGGGACUCCUUUCCAUAGCCUGGAGUUGUCCGAAAGUCGCCAGUGUUGCUUAGAUGCUCGCUAGCGGAGCCAAACGCAUCCGAUAGCAGAGAUAGAGAGAGAGGGGGGGGAGCAGGGAGAGAGAGUGAGUUGAGAUUAGUCAGAACGAGGUCCGCGGUAGUAGGUGCUUGAUAGUUGAGUCUAAGGUAGGUAUCUGGGUCAUCAACAUGCGCCAGACAGAUGGUCCAGACAGACAGACAUACGUGUGUUGACAGUAAUCGCCCGGUAAAUUCUAUUGGUGUAUCAGUUACUGCCACAACUGUCCACAUCUAUAACCCGUUUUCGCCCUGGGCUGACAUUAGUGUUUGGUGCAAACCGCAGACCUGGGGAUGACAAAAUAACACUCCCAGGGUGAUAGGUAGGUGAGACGCCGGCACACAGUCUGUGUUUGUUAGAGGGCACCACAAAUGUAGACAGAAGUUACAAAUUGGCACCACUCCAUCCAACCGCAUCAAGAUGUUUUCGCCUUCCGUUUAACGGCAGCCAAGAGGACAGCCAAAAACAAAAAUACCUAUUUUGCAGAGACGUUAAGUGGAUGAGGGUAUGGCAUAUAGCCCCCCUGAGCGGCAGUUUAAGCGUCUACCUUCUUAUCUUCUUUGAGUAGGUGUGGUCAUAACGGUUUGCCUAGUAGUAGGUCGCGAAUGGGGUCUGUCAAUACGCGGAUUUUGACCUUCAUCAGUGGUAUUGACGUUUAAAUUACCCGGAUCGGGCUCAAGGUCAGGGCUAGUGUUAGGAUUUGGAUUAUUCUUGGGACUAGGGUUGCUAGGUCUUGGUUAUGUUUUGGAUUCGGGAUUGAAGCUAGGGUUGGGGCUUUUGGUUUACGGUCAAGGUUUUAGGAUUCGGACUGGUAUUCGAGUUAUGGUUCUAAGGCUUGGGUUAGGGUUACGUUCGAGUUUUUCUUAAAAGCUUGCGGGUUAAUGGUUCAGGCUAACCAUUGCAGACAUCGGCACGGCUGGUGCUAGGGUUGUAGUUAACUGCAAUUUUUCCGGUUGGUUUACAUACCAUACCUUGCCAUUAAGUCUUAUGUGAAAAAUCUUAAGCCAAAUAGAACGCUUGUUCUCAUCCAUUUCACUGGGGAUCUUCAGCUGACCCUAAUGUGUAACCUUCUGGUACGACAAAGAUCGCGAUCACGGCCUGUGGGGGCUCAAGCGAUGUACUGAAACCCUACAACAGCUGUCCACAAGUGUUGCACUGUGUUACCGUCUGAGAAUGGACGAAUGCACGCCGAGCUUGCACGUCAGGAUCGAUCACUAGUUGACCGACAGUCGGAUGACCAUGAGAUCGUGCUGAACCACCACUGAUUUACGACAAGUGCGCAAUUCCAGCAGCAUAACAUACAGCUUUCUGUGGAUUCUGGCACGAAAAAUGUGCCUCUGUCAACUUUUCCUUCUUCCGAGCAUCAUUUGUGACAUAGUUUUAAUGAUGAGUAAUCCUUAAAACCCCCAGUAUGAUUCCUGCUGUAUUUACUUGCCUUUUUUCGAAUUUCAGGUGCCACAAUGCCACAACGAUAAGCGUGUAAGCAUGCACUGUCCUCUCUGCUGGUACAGACAAUGCCUGAUUUUAUAUUGACCCAACUGUGAAAAACUCGGCGCCUCGGUGAGAUUCGAACCCACGCAGUAUGGAGGAGGCUUUAGCGCAGCCAACGCUCUAACCACCUGAGCUACGAGGUCCCGCCGGACGACGCGAGUUUAAUCACAUUUGGGUCAAGUUACCCGCCCAACCUACUGCAACGUCUGGAAUCCACCAAAUCUGAUACAGUAAGUUGACUGCCCAAGCAGGAUUUCCUAAGCAAUUCACCUAGAAUCCACCAGAUGACUACCAGCCUCAAAUAAUUGAUUGGCAUUUUGGCAGAUUUUGCAUAAUUCACAAUGACCCAACUGUGAAAAACUCGGCGCGGGUAACUUGACCCAAAUGUGAUUAAACUCGCGUCGUCCGGCGGGGCCUCGUAGCUCAGGUGGUUAGAGCGUUGGCUGCGCUAAAGCCUCCCCCUUACUGCGUGGGUUCGAAUCCCACCGAGGCGCCGAGUUUUUCACAGUUGGGUCAAUAUUAAUUAUUCAAAAUCUGCCAAAAUACCAAUCAAAUGCCUGAUUUAAUGUUCGCGUGUACAUCCACUAGUAAGGCUAUCUGUCAAGGUUAUUGCUUGCAACACGAGCAAUAUUUGCGAACAGGACCUUUGGUGGCGCCUGUCGCGACGCUGCGCCUUUCGCGAAUGUCUGCACGUGCGCACCGGGAUUGUCUGGCAUUCGCGCACUCGGCUUUCCAGCUGACCAAUCAGAUUCAAGGCCGAUUCAGACGUGCCCUGGCCUAAGACGCUCUGACGCAUCCCCUGACAGGGACACUUUGGGACGCCGCUCUCCCCAGCUGCUAACUCUUUUCAAUCCCUUCUCCAGUUGUUCUGUACACAAUACACAAUCCUCCCAACCGGCGUCCAAUUUCUUUUUCCAUUUGGGACCGGGCCUGAAGGUCGUGCUAGCCAGGGUCUCUCUCUCGGCUUAGGCUUCUGCGAUAGACCUUCCAACUCUUCCACACUGACAGUCUGAUCACAAGCGACGACCUCUAUCGCCUGCCCUAGUUGCGCAGCGUCUACCACAUUCUCUCCUCCCUCACCAACACUGCGCUAAUGAAAUGACAAGUUCAAAACGACCGGAGGUGUGUGCGGUGGGUACAAUGACUGACGAAGCUAAACAGCCCAUCUACGCGUGCGACACGCGACCUGGUCCCACAACAUGUGCCGGGCUUCUGUGAGGACGGUUCGAAUCCCACAUGGGCGAGAUGCCGUAAGAGCCACAGUAGGAAAGAGCCAUUGCAACCUGAAUCGAAAUCCUAGGGGGGAGGACUGAAUUAUUCCCUCAGUUGGCAACGCUCCAAAUAGCAAAUCUUAGCGCCUCGUGGUAGGUUCAAGCGUGACAGAUGUGCUGUAGUGGAAACUGCGCUGAUGUGUCGCGAGGAUCGAGUUGUGGAAGUGCGAUGGGUCGAAAAACGAGGAUUCCCAAAUCACAAGUCAGGGAGAACAUAAUAACAUACUGCCUAUAUCAUGCGCCGCUGUGCGGCUGCUGGUUGGGCUCGAGAGAGAGCCCAUAAGGCACAACGGAACGAGUGAGUUCCGUAAGAACGAUCGGUGAACGCCCCCUAACAUUGUAUAUUCCCGAUCGAAACCGACAGGGCAACGGGUUCGUCGCCCAGCGGUUAGAGGCGUGGACUUCUAACUAACAGGUCGCUAGUUCGAGCCUCGGGUGUUCCACAGUUCGGGGUUAGGUAUGACUGGCUGAUGACGGCUAAUAAGCCAAAAAUGGCCAUUCCAGUCUCCCUUGUCUUUGUCGGUAAUGCCGAUAAUAAUAAUGUAAGUUGCUGCAAAGUGCCUACUAUUGGCCGCCGUUCGAGUGGGUCCAUUAAUGACUCGUCGUGGGUGUUGAAAUACGUUAGGCCUCGCAGUGAUGCCGGCACUGGGCAAUAAAGCAGUACCGACGUCCUUCCCAUAAGGACAUACUAGGUAUCCCCCUCGCAUUCCAAAAUCGCUGCUAACUCGCGUUAUAUUUAUUGUGGAGGAUAGUGGGGCACGGGAAUAUGAACCUCCCGCAUUAUACGUGGCUUUGCCAUGAAUUGCAGGGGUUAAGGUUAAGGUUAUGCGGGAUAGCGUUAGGGCUCAGCAUAAUGGUAUUACUGGCAAAGACAAAGGAGACUGGAAUGGCUAUUUCCGGCUUAUUAGCCGUCGUCAGUCAGUUAUAUCCAACCUCAAUGUAAGGAACAUCUGGGACUCGAUCCUGCGACCUGUUAGUUAGAAGUUCAACGCCUCUAACCACUGAGCCACGCUGUUGUUGUCCUGUCGGUUACGAUCGGACAUAUACAAUGGUAGAAGGGCGCUCACCGAUAAUUUUUUACGGAACUCACUCGUUCCGUUGUGCCUUACGAGCUCUCCCUCUCAAGCCCAAUCAGCGGCCACACACCGGCGCAUCAUAUAGGCUGAAUGCUUCAUAUUGACACAACUGUGAAAAACUCGGCGCCUCGGUGGGAUUCGAACCCACGCAGUAAGGGGGAGGCUUUAGUACAGUCAACGCUCUUACCACGAUCUACGACGCCCCGCCGAACGACGCGAGUUUAAUCACAUUUGGGCCAACUUACCCGCCCAACCUAAUACAACGUCUGGAAUCCACCAAAUCUGAUACAGCAAGUUGACUGUCCAAGCAGGAUUUCCUAAGUUAUUCACCUAGAAUCCACCAGAUGACUACCAGGCGCAUGUAAUUCAUAGAUAUUUUGGUAGAUUAUGAAUAAUUCAUAUUGACCUAACAGGGAAAAACUCGGCGCCUAGGUGGGAUUCGAACCCUGGCAGUAAGGAGGCCCCGCCGGACGACGCGAGGUGAAUAACUUAGGAAAUCCUGCUUGGACAGUCAACUUGCUGUAUCAGAUUUGGUGGAUUCCAGACGUUGCAGUAGGUUGGGCGGGUAACUUGACCCAAAUGUGAUUAAACUCGCGUCGUCCGGCGGGGCCUCGUAGCUCAGGUGGUUAGAGCGUUGGCUGCGCUAAAGCCUCCCCCUUACUGCGUGGGUUCGAAUCCCACCGAGGCGCCGAGUUUUUCACAGUUGGGUCAAUAUGAAUUAUGCAAAAUAUGCCAAAAUAUCUAUGAAUAGGCAGAAUGCUAUUAGGGUGAGGACUAAGAGGCUUAGGACUAAGGGUAUUACUAUAACCGAGGAGUAGGUACCUUCUAGAAUUUGGCGCGAGGUCACCUACUGUACAGAGGUGUUCGUAUUAUCGUGUCCGACAGAGGAAGACGUCCGGUAGUCGUAGGUCCGACAGGUUUUUUACCACAGUCUACAUUUUUAUCUUUUCUUCCUGGAUAAUUUCUCCUCUACAGCUCCUGCAGUCAUCAUAAAUGAGCACUUUUCGGCGACCUUGGUUUCUUCACAUCUGGGCAACGCGGCGUAUGUCUUCUUUCGACGACACCUGACUAUCUGAUUCAUCAAGUCGAACAGUUUGUUUCAGCUACAAAGCAGGAGGAGGGAAAGAAGAAGAAGAAGAAGAAGAAGAAGAAGGAGGAGGAGGAGGAGGAGGAGGAGGAGGAGGAGGAGGAGGAGGAGGAGAGGCCUGCCUUCUUUCGCCGUCCACAUCCUUUGUAG